Molecule: messenger RNA, 1701 nt
Organism: Linnemannia hyalina
Lineage: Eukaryota; Fungi; Mortierellomycota; Mortierellomycetes; Mortierellales; Mortierellaceae
Source: the annotation of a GenBank genome assembly
AUGUCGUCUCUCUCUGGUUUGUUGCCAGCACCGGUGCACCAGCAUCCAGCUCAGGAAUACGAACAACAACACCAAUACAGCAACAUCGUCGCCCCCACAAUCCGCAUCCCUCCUUACGGCCAGCGCACAGGAUGGAAGCCCAAGAAGCCUGAAGACUUUGGUGAUGGAGGUGCAUACCCAGAGUGCCACACCGCUCAAUACCCUCUGGACAUGGGACGCAAGAAGAAGUCAACGUCAAAGGCGGGAUCGACAAUUGCGCUGCAGGUUGAUGCGCAAGGAAAUGUGGCCUAUGAUGCCAUCGCCAAGCGUGGACAUGGAUCAAAUCAGAUUGUUCAGGCGCAGUUCAAGGAUUUGGUGCCAUUGCACGAGCGUGCUGAUGUCGGAGACAUCUCGUUGAGCCGCCCCAAUGAGGAAGAAGUUCAGGAGACAGCAGACCGCACCAGGGCUGCGCUGGAGAAGAUCUCAAAGUCCAAGAUUACGGCUGCUCAGCCAAAGAGUGUGGUAUCGAACAAUAAGCCUGGAGCACCGACAUAUAUUCGCUACACACCCGCCAACCAAGCAGCAUCGGCCGAAGGAGUCAACCAAAGAGUCAUCAGGAUGGUUGAGAUGCCUGUCGACCCCAUGGAGCCACCCAAACAUCAUCACAAAAAGGUGCCCCGUGGCCCACCUUCCCCUCCACCCCCAGUUCUUCACUCCCCUCCCCGCAAAGUCACGGCCAAGGAGCAGGCCGACUGGGUCAUCCCACCCUGCAUCUCGAACUGGAAGAACGCCAAGGGUUACACUAUUCCUCUGGACAAGCGUCUGGCGGCCGAUGGACGUGGAUUGCAGGAUGUUCAGAUCAACAAUAACUUUGCAAAGUUGUCUGAGGCUCUGGCUCUGGCGACUCGCCAUGCUCAGGAUGAGGUCCGUCAGAGAGCUUUGAUGCAGCAGAAGGUUGCUCAGAAGGAGAAGGAGUCCAAGGAGCAGAACUUGCGUGCCCUUGCUCAGCGUGCCCGUGAUGAGAGAGCUGGUAUUGUGUCUUCGUCGACUUCAGGAGCUGCUGUACAGGACUCUGGUCGUGGUCGGCAGCAGGAAUCUGGAUCCGAAUCCGGAUCGGAUGAGGACUCGGAUGAUGAUGAAGCGAAGCAGAGGGCAGCCCGUGAGCGUGAUGCGCUUCGCAAGGAGAGGCAGCAGGAGCGUGAGAAGGACUUGCGCAUGUCGCGUAUGGGUUCUGAGCAGAAAGCCAAGAUCAUGGCCAGGUCGGAGGGCAGAGAUAUCUCAGAAAAGGUAGCACUGGGAUUGGCUAAACCAACACAGAGCAAGGACAGCCUGUACGACGCCCGUCUGUUUGGUCAAACCUCAGGACUCAACUCUGGAUUCAAGGACGACGAGGCCUACAGCGUCUACGACAAGCCCAUGUUCACACAUACCGGAUCGAGCGUCUACAGGCCCAAGCGGUCCGGAGGUGAGGGUGGUGACGAUGUUGCCAACGAGGACGAUAUCUCGCGUGCCUUGGAGUCCGACCGGUUCGGUAGUGCUGGUAUUAGCGGGAAGGGCUUCCGUGGCACGGAGGGUGGUCGUAACAUGCAGAGAGAUGGUCCUGUGGCGUUCGAGAAGGAUGCUGAUAUCUUUGGACUGGAUGAUUUCAAUAAGGCGGAUUCUAAGAAGAGGACAGGGUUGGAUAUUUCCUCUACUCAGGAGGGUAAGAGACGGAGGGAAUAA